AUGUUCUUUCCAUUUUUCGUCUCUCUACUCUUGAGUGUCAAAUGCGAUGCUAUUCCGCUGCUUGCCGCUCGAAAGCCCGAUAAUCUAACCGCCGAGGCCGAUCCAUCCUGGGUGUCGUCGCCCAACGUGCGAGGAACCUUCGACCUUCUACUUGCUUCUCUUACAACAUUGUCGCUCUGCGCGUGGACAGCAUAUCAUCCGAACGUCCAAUCGACGAACUCGUUAGUCCGGAACUUCUUCCACCGGCUGUGGUGGAUGCUGGUUGUCAUAUUCGCGCCUGAAGUUGUGUUGUUCAACGCAUGGGAACAGUGGUGGACUGCUCGACGCUUGCAGCGCGAAGUCUGUCAACCAGACCAGCCGGCUUCGACGGACACGAACGUCGCCGCGGGCUCACAACACCCCGUUUCGGACACUCAUACUCAGGAUCAAGUGGAAUGCUUUGUUUGCGCAGGCACCGAUCCAUCCCCUGAGGAAGACCCGGAGCAUAAUCGAACUUCCAUCCAGCAGCCUGCAGAGGCGCCUUUUAGCCUUAAUGACUCGGCUCGGAGAAGCACGAACUCAUCUCCAAGGAGAGACUCGACACGUGCGAGCCUUGAUAAUGCCCUGGUGAACUCCACAGCAUCAGGCAAUGUUCCGCCUGUGCCUACUAAGAGCAACAGCUACAACAACCACAGCCCAUGGACCAUCGAGCAAGCAUUCUUUGCGGUCAGCGGAGGCUUCGCUAUCGACUCAAGCUCCUUCGGCACUCAACCCCAACUUACCUUUACGCCCCUCGGCAUCACGACGCUCGCCAAACAAGGACUCUUGCCGAAGACCUCGGGCGCCAUGGUUUCGGAUAAAAGCAAGGCGGAUGUCAUCGCCAAAGUGCUUAUAUGUAUCCAAGCCGGUUGGUUCCUUAUCCAAAGCCUUGCUCGGGUAGCACGCAACCUACCGCUUACACUUCUUGAGCUGCAUGUACUGACGCAUGUCGCCUGCGCCUUCUGCAUGUACCUGUUCUGGAUCAACAAGCCGUACGAUGUUGGUUGUCCCAUAAUCUGCGAGGACGACGCGGUAGUUGAUAUGGUCGCUCUGUUCGCGCUUCAGACUCGUGCGGCCGAGAGCAAAGGCGAGUGGAAGUGUGCCCAACGUCACUCAUUCGAGCUUUCCGAGAUCGAAGGAGCUCACAUACAUACGGAACGGCCACCAAGGAAUACGCGGUAUGCACGGAAGGCGGCUAAAUUUAUCAUUGAUCCGAUGGACAGGCCGAAUAUCAAAAUCUCCUGGAUCGUCAAUCUGCUUGAAAUGCCGGAAAUCCCAACACAUCUGUCAAUCCUCCCGGAUAGGAACAACGAGGAUACAUGUACACCUGCUGUGCGCGAGCAAUGGCUCCGGGCCAACCGUGCUCUUGAAAGUAUAAGAAGCACUGGCGGGCAUUUCCGUUGGUACAGUGUAAAAAAGCCUUACUACGUCGGAAAUUCCGAGGAGAAACAUUACCAAAGGGCAGUAGGUGUUAAGUUCGAGGACGGGAAGACGUUCGUGGUACCCUCACGAAGCAAUCUCCGUAUCGAAGGCGCGAAGUACGCGUUUGGCCCAAAAGACGUGAGGGACAGACUGUACAGCCUUCAGACGAAGACCUUCACAGUCCUCACCGCCCUCUAUGGUGGCGCUCAUCUGUUCGCCUGGCGUGCGCACUUUCCCAGCACUGCAGAGAUGUGGAUGUGGCGAAGUUCCGGCAUCGUCAUGGCUGGGGCACCACUUACAUGGGCUCUCUUCAUCAUAUUGGGUGACGUGAGCAACUGGAUGGAUCCUCCAGGUCUUUACACGCGGAAACUAACGAGCUUUGAGCUUUGUCGAUACGCGGUUUCGCUUGUCGUGGGUUUUGUCGCGGCACUAUGGGGCGUUCUUGGUUGCUGCCUUAUGGGGCUUUACCCCGUAGCGCGUGUCUACGUCCUCGUUGAGGCUUUUGUUAGCCUGAGAAGCCCGCCUCUCGGUACUUACACCACCGUACAGUGGACUGACUUCAUCCCGCAUGUUGGCUAG
Molecule: messenger RNA, 2019 nt
Organism: Coniosporium apollinis CBS 100218
Lineage: Eukaryota; Fungi; Ascomycota; Dothideomycetes
Exons: 2
Coding region: 1-2019 (672 amino acids)
Source: RefSeq, a predicted model, not a curated record